Messenger RNA from Peronospora matthiolae, 1146 nucleotides. The record is from the annotation of a GenBank genome assembly. NCBI's taxonomy places the organism in Eukaryota, Oomycota, Peronosporomycetes, Peronosporales, Peronosporaceae.
AUGAACGCAGUGGUCCCUCUCACUCCGAGCAAGGCGAUGCCAGUGGAUGGCGUGGACGACGUCACACCAGCGUCGCUGCUCCCGCGUCUCCGCAAAAAAGGCUACAAGUUUUCCUCCUACGCCCGAGAGGACCAUGGGAACGCGCUGUACUGCGUCAUGUUCUGCGACGUCUUGCCCGUGUACGAGCGCAUGUUUGCAGUGGCUGGAGGCAACCGACUGACCGUGUACGAGUGUCUGGAGAACGGCGGACUCGAUGUGAUCCAAGUGUACUGCGACGGAGACCAGGAAGAGCAGUACUUCACGGCUGCGUGGACCGUGGACGUGAUCACGGGGUCGCCGCUGCUAGCUGCCGCAGGCUUCCGCGGCCACAUCAAAGUGAUUAACUGCAUCACCCAAUCGGUGGUCGUCGUGCUGUCUGGCCACGGCAACUCGGUGAACGAGCUCAAGUUCCACCCGGUCGACCCGAGUCUGCUGUUCUCGGCUGGCAAGGACGAGUCCAUUCGUCUGUGGAACUCGCUCACGGGGGUGUGCGUAGCCAUCUUUGCCGGUCACGUCGGCCACCGUGAUGACGUGUUGAGCGUGGACGUCCAUCUGAAGGGCUCGUGUUUCGUAUCGUCUGGCAUGGACAACACUGUCAAGAUUUGGGAUCUCGAGGACGAGGUCGUUCAGACAGCCAUCACGAAGUCGUACGAGGAGCCUCGUCCAGCGGAUCGUCCGUUCGACACCAAGUUCAUCCAGUUCCCAGCGUUCUGCACGAGCAAAGUGCACGCAGACUACGUGGAUUGCGUGCGAAUGGUGGGCGACUUGAUUCUGUCCAAGUCGACUGGGAACAAGGUGAUUUUCUGGAAGCCGAACCCGUCCCGAGGCAAAGACGCGGUCACGGUCUUGCGCGAGUACCACUACAAGGACGCGGACCUGUGGUUUAUGAAGUUCGGGCUCGACGCACAGCUGGAAGUGAUGGCGGUGGGCAACAAGAAGGGCGUAGUGAGCGUCUUUGACGUGGACGCUGAGCAGGAGCGCUCCGUGUGCAAGUUGACGCACAACAGCUGCAAGAGCACAGUGCGUCAAGUGUGUUUCAGCAAAAGCGGCCGCACGAUCAUCACGUGCUCAGACGACGCGACCGUGUGGCGCUGGGACCUCCCGUAA